Dermochelys coriacea (leatherback sea turtle) is the source of this 10171-nucleotide messenger RNA. It is a transcript of the gene ABCA5, whose product is annotated as ATP binding cassette subfamily A member 5. The coding region runs from base 153 to 5084 and encodes 1643 amino acids. The record is from RefSeq and is a predicted model, not a curated record. The transcript is spliced from 40 exons. Gene Ontology annotation, biological process: transmembrane transport; lipid transport. NCBI's taxonomy places the organism in Eukaryota, Metazoa, Chordata, Testudines, Dermochelyidae. Gene Ontology annotation, cellular component: membrane; intracellular membrane-bounded organelle. Gene Ontology annotation, molecular function: ATP binding; lipid carrier activity; ATP hydrolysis activity.
CCGCUUGCGCCGGGUGGGGGCGGCGAGCUGCGGCCGGGCCCUCGCGAGCGGGCGGGGCGGCCGAGAGAUAGAGAGAGAGAAAGAGAGAGAGCCUGGCCUCUGAGGACCUCCCUGUGCACUGCAAAGGUGCCCCACGAGGCUACUCUUGAAAAAUGGCCACAGAAACUGCAGGAGUGUGGAGACAAACCAAAGCUCUCUUAUUCAAGAACUACCUUGUUAAAUGCAGGACUAAGAAGAGUAGUGUGCAGGAAAUCCUUUUUCCACUAUUUUUUUUAUUUUGGCUUAUAUUAAUGAGCAUGAUGCAUCCGAAUAGGAAGUUUGGCGAGGUGCCCAACACUGAUCUUGGUACUUUAGAUCGCUCCAUGCUCUUGGACUUCAUUCUUGGAUACACACCAGUGACAAACAUGACAAGAAAAAUCAUGCAGAAAGUGUCUUUUGAAUAUUUUGCAGAUGGUGUAAUUACAGAAGAAUUUUUCAGUGAAAAAGAGUUGCAAGAGGCUAGUACUGUUAACCCCUCCAACUUUGUUGGUGUAGUUUUCAAAGAUUCUGUGUCCUACCAACUUAGAUUCUUUCCUGGUGCUGUCACAGUGUCUUCUAUCAAUGUAGAAUCAAGAGCCAGUUGUUCCAGUUUAUCAAACGGAUGUGAAUCUGUUACAUACUGGUACUCAGGAUUUGCAGCUCUACAGGCUUGUAUCGAUGCAGCAAUAAUACAGCUGAAGACUAAUCAUUCAGUUUGGGAAGAACUGGAAUCAACUAAAGCUAUUAUUAUGGGAGAGGCUGCUGAUAUGAAAAUUGAUUAUUUUCCUCGAGCAAUUAUUUUAAUUUACCUAAUAAUAGCUUUCUCACCCUUUGGGUACUAUUUGGCAAUUCAUAUUGUGGCAGAAAAGGAGAAGAAGUUGAAGGAAUUUUUAAAGAUAAUGGGCCUUCAUGACACCGCCUUUUGGCUGUCUUGGGUUCUACUGUACACAACUCUGAUUUUUGUCAUGUCCAUUCUCAUGGCAGUCAUUGCAACAGCCUCUUCACUAUUUCCCCAAAGUAGCUCCUUUGUGAUAUUUCUUCUUUUUUUCCUGUAUGGAAUAUCCUCAGUUUUCUUUGCUUUCAUGCUGACGACUCUAUUUAAAAAAUCAAAGCAUGUCGGUGUAGUUGAAUUUUUGGCAACACUGGCUUUUGGUUUUGUGGGUCUCACUAUUGUCCUGCUGGAUGAUUUUCCAAAGUCUUUUGUAUGGAUCCUAAGCCCCUUGUGUCAGUGUACGUUCUUGAUUGGGAUUGCACAGGUCAUGCAUCUGGAAGAUUAUCAAGAUGGUGCAAUAUUUUCAAAUUUAAAUCACGGUCCUUAUCCGCUAGUAAUUUCUCUUAUUUUACUGGUUCUGGAUAGCAUGUUUUACCUACUUCUAGCUGUCUAUCUUGAUCAGGUCAUUCCAGGUGAGUUUGGAUUACGACGGCCAUCAUUUUUCUUUAUGAAGCCCUCAUUUUGGUCAAAGCGCAGAAGAAAUUACAAGGAGUUAUAUGAGAGUAGUGUUAAUGGAAGCUUAAGUUUCAGUGAAAUGGUUGAACCUGUAUCUUCAGAAUUUCAGGGAAAAGAAGCUAUCAGAAUCAGCAGUGUUCAGAAAACAUUCAGCAAAAAGGGUGAAACUGUGGAGGCUCUCAGAAGCUUAUCCUUUGACAUAUAUGAGGGUCAGAUUACAGCUUUACUUGGGCAUAGUGGAACAGGCAAGACAACACUGAUGAAUAUUCUUUGUGGACUCUGCCCACCUUCUGAUGGGUUUGCAUCUGUCUAUGGACACAGAAUCUCUGAAAUUGAUGAAAUGCUUGAUGUAAGAAGGAUAACGGGGGUUUGCCCACAAUUAGAUAUACAUUUUGACGUAUUAACUGUGGAAGAGAAUUUAUCGAUCUUUGCUCAUAUUAAAGGGAUAUCUCCCAAUCUUCUGAUACAAGAGGUGCAGAAAGUGAUGAAUGAUUUGGAUAUGCAGCCCAUCCGAGAUAACCAAGCUAAAAAAUUAAGUGGAGGGCAGAAAAGAAAGCUAUCGAUAGGAAUCGCUGUUCUUGGGAGCCCAAAGGUUUUACUUUUGGAUGAACCAACUGCUGGUAUGGACCCAUGUUCUCGGCACAUUGUUUGGAAUCUCCUGAAAAACAGACAAGCCAAUCGGGUAACAGUAUUCAGUACUCAUUUCAUGGAUGAGGCAGAUAUUCUUGCUGAUCGAAAAGCUGUGAUUUCUCAAGGGAUGCUGAAAUGUGUUGGCUCAUCUCUCUUUCUCAAAACCAAAUGGGGAAUUGGCUACCGCUUGAGUAUGCAUAUAGAUGGGUAUUGCAAUAUAGAAGCUACAACAGCCUUGAUCAGACAGCAUAUCCCUGAAGCCAGCUUGGUACAACAGAAUGAACUGCAGCUUGUGUAUACCUUACCUUUUAAAGACAUGGACAAGUUUUCAGGAUUAUUUUCUGAUCUAGACACUCAUUCACAUUUGGGUGUUAUUACUUAUGGAGUUUCCAUGACAACCUUGGAAGAUGUGUUCCUGAAGUUGGAAAUUGAAGCAGAAAUUGAUCAAGCAGAUUAUAGCAUAUUUAAUUCCCAGUCAGCAGGCGAGGAAAUGGAUACAAAAUCGUUUGAUGAGAUGGAACAAAGCCUACUGAUACUCUCUGAGACAAAAUCAUCUGCAGCAAGCAAUACCGCUCUCUGGAAACAGCAGGUGUCUACUAUAGCAAAGGUUCACUUCCUUAACUUAAGACGUGAAAAUAAGUCAGUGGGAAUUAUGUUGUUGCUUUUUUUAGUUUUUCUUGUAGUUCAGAUUUUAAUGUUUCUUAUACAUCACUACUUCAAAAAUUCUGUGGUUCCCAUCAAACUUUCCCCAGAUUUGUACUUGCUGAAGCCUGGAGAAAAAUAUUUCAAGUACAAAACAAGUCUCCUCCUUCAGAACUCGACAGGAUCAAAUAUUGAUGAUCUCAUCAGUGCUCUCAGAAGCCGGAAGAUAUUGACUGCAAUGUUCAAUGACAGUGAUUACGUGUCGGCUGCACCCCAUAGUGCAGCUUUAAAUGUGUCGCUUUCAGAACAGAGCUACAUUUUUACAGCUGUAUUCAACAGUACUAUGGUGCACUCUCUGCCUGUUUUGAUGAACAUCAUUAGCAACCUGUUUCUCCGCAACUUAAAUGUGACCGAGAAUAUUCAAAUCUGGAGUAACCCAUUCAUUCAAGAAACUGAUGAGACAGUUUUCAGACUGGAGGCUUUUUUUCAAGCGAUGUUACUAGGAAUCAUUGUAACGGGGGUGCCACCAUAUUUUGCCAUGGAAAAUGCAGAAAACCAUAAGAUCAAAGCCUACACUCAGCUUAAGAUCUCAGGUCUUUAUCCAUCUGCUUACUGGAGUGGACAAGCAGUCAUUGACUUACCUUUAUUUUUCAUUAUUCUUGUUCUGAUGAUAGGAAGCUUAUUUGCAUUUCAUCAUGGUGUUUAUUUUGAUACUUGGAAGUUCCUUGCUGUUAUCUUCUGCCUUAUUGGCUAUGUGCCAUCAGUAGUGCUGUUCACUUAUGUGCUCUCUUUCACCUUUAAAAAAGUGCAAAAUACCAAAGAAUUUUGGUCGUUUAUUUUUUCAAUGACUGCUUUGAUCUCUACUGCUGUCACUGAAGUAGCAUUCUUUCUGAGAUAUUUCAUGGUAACCACCAUUUUUCAUUAUGUCUUCUGUGCCUUCAUUCCCAUCUAUCCUCUUAUUGGAUGCCUGAUUACUUUUAUAAAGAUAUCAUGGAAACACCUGCAAAAGAAUGAAAAAUACCAUGACCCCUGGGACAAACUCUUGGUAGCAGUUAUCGCGCCUUAUUUGCAAUGUGUAGUGUGGCUGUUCCUCCUGCGAUAUCUUGAAGUGAAAAAUGGAGGUAAAUCGAUAAAAGAGGACCCAUUUUUCAGAACUACUACAAAGAUCAAAACAUGGAAAUUUCAAGAUGAUCCACAUAAUGAGAACGAGGAUGAAGACGUGAAGGCAGAGAGAUUGUGGGUUAAAGAAAAGACAACCUGCCAGAGCUGUGAUGAGAAACCAGCAAUUCUGGUCAGUAGUCUGCAUAAAGAAUAUGAUGAAAGAAAGGAUUUUCUUCUUGGGAGAAAAAUAAAGAAAGUGGCAACUAAACACGUCUCUUUUUGCGUAAAAAAAGGAGAAAUACUUGGAUUGCUAGGACCAAAUGGAGCUGGAAAAAGCACACUGAUUAACAUGCUGGUGGGAGACGUUGAACCAACUGCUGGCCAGGUGCUGAUGGGAGACUAUUCUUUAGGAUUGAACAGUGAGGAUAAUUCUGCUAAAUUUGUGGGAUAUUGUCCUCAAGUAAAUCCACUUUGGCCAGAUAUUACGUUGCAGGAGCAUUUUGAAAUAUAUGGAUCUGUCAAAGGAAUGAGUAAAACUGAUGUGGAAGAAGUUGUAAAACGCAUUGCAAGUGCCCUUGAGUUGAAAAACCAUCUACAGAAAACAACAAAGAAAUUAGUGGUUGGAAUUAAACGCAAGUUAUGUUUUGCGCUAAGUAUGCUGGGUAAUCCCCUGAUUACAUUGCUAGAUGAACCAUCUACUGGUAUGGAUCCUAAAGCCAAACAGCAUAUGUGGAGGGCAAUUCGAGCAGCAUUUAAAAGCAAAGAGAGAGCAGCUAUUCUGACCACUCAUUAUAUGGAAGAGGCUGAAGCUGUGUGUGAUCGAGUUGCAAUCCUGGUGUCUGGACAGUUAAGGUGUAUUGGUUCAGUUCAGCAUCUAAAGAGCAAAUUUGGCAGAGGCUAUUUCUUGGAAAUUAAAUUAAAAGAAACAGCAGGCGUACAACAAGUGGAGUUUCUUCACAGGCAAAUUUUGCACAUCUUCCCAAAUGCAAAUCAUCAGGAAAGUUUUGCCUCCAUUUUGGCAUAUAAAAUUCCUAAGGAAGAUGUACAGUCGCUCUCUCAGUCUUUUUCUAAACUGGAAGAAGCCAAACAUGUCUUUAAUAUCGAGGAGUACAGCUUUUCUCAAGCAACCCUGGAACAGGUUUUUGUGGAGCUUGCUAAAGAACAAGAAGAGGAAGAUAACAGUUUUGGAACCUUAAACAGCACACUUUGGUGGGAAAGAACACAGGAAGAUAGAGUCAUAUUUUGAGCUUUUUUAAAUACUGUCAGAUUCAAUAGAUGUACACUACAGUUCACUUUUGUCCGACUCUCUGUUUUGUUUCUUGUAAUGUGUGCUGAGUGCUAAGAAAGCCGUUGAGAUUGAAAAAAAAAUAUCUGACUAGAAAAAAAAAAUAAUAAUUGUAAACUUCGAACAUAUUUCCCCUACCUGGACUUAUCCAUCAAUAUUAUGCAACUGUGGGAGUGCCUUUAUUUGUGAGGACUCUCGUUGUUAGCAUAUAAUUGGUCUGUUUUUUAAAAUUUCUGAUCCACUCACCUUACCCUGUCCUAUUUUGAAGUGAUAAUGGUAAAUGACAAUUUAGUUCUUUAUAAUUUCCUGUUUGUUUUGGUCAAGAAACUCCAACCUUGAGCUUAUUCAACUAUUCAGUGUGUGAUGUCAGUACAUAAUUGCUCAACUCCAGGAUCAAACUUCUGCCUUGGUUAUCUUUCAAGAGGGAGCUUCCAGCAAAAGCAGGGGUCCACAGAACCAGGGCAGCAGCACUAGAAAAGAGUCACAAAAAUAAAAGUCUGAACAGAAGAUAUAGCAAUGCCAGAAGUCAGUAACUUGUCUGAGUUGGAGUAAACAUGUAGAUAUAAGGUGGAUGUUUAAUGAAGUCAAUUUUGAGCUUUAACUACCCGAUAGUGUUCUGGUAAGCUUUAUCGUCACUUCCUCUACAUAAAAUUCCAUAUAGACUACAUUGCUAUACAGACAACUCACUUAACUGCCUGAUUCCAGGAUUCAUCAUGGAAUAUGAUGCUGGUUAGUUCAGCCUAAAUUGUUUAUAUGAUACCAAUACCUAAAAUUCAGUUAACUUAUAUGCUGACUUUAAAUUCCCGUUGGAUCCUGCUGAUCAAAAUCCUGGUGCUCCUGUCUGGUAUGGUAUAUCUCAGGUCAACUCUCCUUAUCCAAAAUAAUCAGUAUGGUACAACUGUGCCUCCAUAUUGGAUCCUGCUCCAUCACCUCAAUUCUUGAGUUUAUUUGCUGUAUCUCAGUUUUAAACUCCUCCUCUUUGUGCCAUAUCUGGACUUUAGUAUCCAGAUGACCGUACUUUUUAGUCUCUUCUCAUCAUAAUGUUCCGCCAAUCCUAUGCUGCUUCAGAAUGUGUAACCUGUGUGUGUUUUAACUAAUCUCUGCUUUUCCCCUUGUUCUCUGCCCUCUUCUGGGGUAGCACCUCCGCGACUGAUCAGUAGGCACACGAUCUACAGCAUACUGAUGAGGGACACAGCUGUCACAUCACAAACUUGCUUGGAAGAGGCCCAAGGCCCUUUUUGCUUUAGUAAAAGAGGGGGGAGGGAAGGAAAUUCAACAUUCAUCGCUAAAUAGGGCCCUAAAUUAUAUAAUAAACGUAGCUUGGGAUCCAUUCAACAUAAAAAUAUUUACACAUUAGUAUAAUAUGGCACGUGGUUAACCAUUAUGAACCUUUUUAAUGCAAAUUGGCAAGUGUAACUCUAAUCAAGUUACCUUUGUAGGUUGCAUAAAAAUUUAUAAUGCAUGCACUUGUAAGUUUAAAUGUGGUUUGCAAAGCUGGAUAGGUUCCUUUCAGUCUAUAUUUGUAAAAGCGUGACCACCAAAUGAAUAUAUCUUUAUGGAAUUUGCAUAAAUGUGAGCAUUUCUAGUUAUAUUCUUUGUUAAAACAAUCCGUUUUGUUGAAUACAUGUUCUAACACAUGUUUAAAAGGCAUUUCUUUAGGUGUGUUCAUUUUUUGUGACCGUGAAUUUACAGGCUUGUGCACCAAUACUUUCUAAUCUAUCUUUGUUGCAAUAGUAAUGAGGCAAUACAAUACCAUGUCCAGUUCACUGAGAGUGCUUUCUUAUUUCUAUCAUGCUCAUUUUCUCUCAUCGUAAAUCAAAAAGAGUAAACUCCAAAUGCAGAUAUUGUCUUGUCACUAAAAAUACUUUUGUUUGUUAUCUGGCAAAAUUGUUCUCUGUAGAAGAAAUAAUAAGAGAGCCCAUGUGUGGUUCUACAUCCUCAGAUCUGAGAGUAAGUAUUAAUCCUGUAUGUGGUUUCAAAGAAAAAAUCUUUGAUUUAAAAAUUGAAAGAAUCAAUUAAUCUAUUUAAUCUGAGCUUUUUAGAAUCAAAAUUCAGGUUUUUGAUCAAUUGAUUGCAUUGUAGAAUGUAUUAAUUGAAAUGCAUUGCGCAAAUAUUCGGUAUAUCUGAAGACACAUGACACAGAAGACAUAUCAGUUACAUAUGUUAACCUUAAGAUUAGAAAAUUCCUAUCAUCUUCCUUUCUAAAAUGUUCAGAACUCAGAAAACUAUGCUAUAAGGCAAACAUUUGUGUACCAUUGGGCAAUAAUUUAUGUAAAAUUGAUAGAUUGCUUUAGUCUGCUUGUGUAGGCUCCCAUUUAUUCAGUGCAAGUCUUAUAAUUGACCAGUGGGGGCAGGAAUGAGCCCUAUAUGUGUACAGUUUUUGCUUCUUUCUCUGUACAUCUAGGAUUGCAUGGAAUUAUGUGGAUCUUGUUUUCUUACAUAUUGCACUUGAGCCUGUGAAUCCCACUUAGACCUUGAUAUCCUGCAUGGUGGUGCGAUCCCUAUGCUCAGUGGGAAGGGACAGGGCGCAUUACCUUUCAGGAGCUGGUAUAUAGUCAAUCUGUCCACUUUAAUAAGCCAUAUAUCGUGGAUUCUUGCACUGAAAUGUGGAGUAAUGUAACUCAGUUUAUAUUGAAAUAGAAUGAUUAUCUGCUGAAUUGUUUUAAGGCACUGACUGGGCCAAAUUCUGCUCUGUUACACUGAUGCAAUCCUAUUGCUAUUGUUGUAAUGUAUUUAUUUAACAUUUAUAUUGCAGUAGCAUCUAGAGACUGAUGCCCCAUUGUCUUGGGUGCUGUACCACUGUAUAGUGAAUGAGAGUCUGUACCCAAAAAGCUUGCCACUAAUUUAAAUCAGUCGAUUGGAUUGCAGUGACAGAGCAGAAGUUUGUUCAAUGUAAUAAGAAAGUUUCUCUGUAUUUAUAACAAAGAUGAGGCUGAGAAUAAUAAUUACCCAGAGCUUGUGUUGAUGUGCUGUCUUUAUCCCAUUUAUUCUACAUAUCUAUUUUACUCUGGUACUUUCUUUAUCACUACAUGAUACCCCCAUACCUCGGACUUCAUAUCUACUGACAUCAUAUCCCAUUGCUUACACUCUUAGGGUCUCUUCCAAAAACCUAUUAAAUCAAUGUACGUAAUAGGAGCCUUUCCAUUGACUUCAGCGAACUUUAGAUCAGGAUCAUGCCCCUUGUAUCAGAUCCUCCGUGAAUGAAUAAUAACCCGCACUACACAUUCGUUAUGUGAAUAAAAUGUAAUGCUUAUGCCUUAUAUCUUGCCAACAUACUAUUAUUUUUUUUUGCUUUUUAUCAAAAGUAAACCUAUUAUAUAGACAAACUUUUAUAUAAGCAUUGGGUAGUGUUUGCAGUCUUAUUUGGUUAAUAUGAGAAAUCUGAUGUAGCAUUGUUUCACUUUUUUCACAUUCAAAUACAUUUUGAAAGAUAAUAAAUCUAGUUAACUUUCACACACUGGCACAUUCAAUACGUAUCCGUUGCCAGUAACAGACAUAAUAGCUUCAGAAAAACAUAAUUAGCCCAAAGGAUUGAAAAACUUAAAUAUAAUAUUGAAUCUUUUCUUUCUCCAAAAGAUCGUAGAUAAUAUACUUAGGGAAAUCCUCCAUCCUCCUGCCUUUUGGGAAGGUACGACAUUUGUCUUAUUCCCAGAACCAAAUUUUCUCCAGGCUGUACAAGUUAAAUUCCCUAAUCAAUUCCUCUACAAAUUUAUACAUGCUAAUCUUGACCUUCAUGCUCCCUAGAGUUUAACAAUAUUAUUCUUCAGGAUGAAGUGCCCCAAAUUGUAGAGUACUCCAUCUGGCCUCAUUUUGCCCAGUCUCUAAACUCGUGUCAUUUAGGUCACUUCUGCCUUUCACUGUGUUCAGAAUUACUCCAACGUGGUGUCAUCUAUAUUAUUCAUGUACAAUUUGCUCUUUCUUCUGAUGUAUGACAAUACUGUAUUUGCCAGGUUAGGACCCUUUGUUAUACCUGAUGCCUCUUUCCAAUUUGAUUCUCGUCUCUUUCGUCUCUAAUUCCUCUGUUGAUCUAUAGCCAUUCAAAGAGUUUUAUAUUCUAUCAUAAUAGCCAAGUAACCAUUGUUCUGACUUUUCUAAUAGGGUUUGAUUUUCUAAUAGGUUUGUCACUAACUUUUUCAUGAUCCAUAUCAAAGGCUUUAUUAGAAUCUAGGAGAAAUGUGCCUAGCAUUGUUCUCAUCUACACUGCAGUAACCCCAUUGAUGGUUACUCUGAAUUUACAGAUAUAAGUGAGAGCAGAAUUUGCCCCAUUAAGUCCACUAGAUAUGUGGUGCCUAAUAGAUCUCAAAAACAGAGGAAAUUAUAUGGAAGUUCAAAUAUAUUGAAAUACAGUAAAGACAAUUGAUAUCAGCUUAAAACUUUAGAACUAAAAUGUAACAUUUGCGCUCGGUGGCUUUUGAUGGUAUUUCAGUACAAUAAAUAAUAAACUGAACUCAAACUGUACAUAAUAGAGAGAUAAUACAAACCUCAGAUGACAGUACAACAGGAAGCCAGGUAGUUAUGGAUUCUUGUUCCAGGUCUGACCCUGAUAAUGCUGGGUGACCUUGGACAGGUAACUUAGUUCCCCUGUCUAUAAAACGAAUAUAGUAAUACUUAUCUACCUCACAGGGAUGUUGUGAGGAUCAAUUAGUUAAAGUGUAUACAAAACUUUGAAGAUAAAAUUGCUUUAGUAGUAUUAUAAGGAUGUAUUUUUGUAUUGGUGUUCUAAUAACUCAGAUUUUGCUCACAUUAUCAUGAGAAAUCCUUAUUUAAAAUAUAUUGUACAGUUGCAUGUAGCUUAUUUAUAUGAUAUGUGCUAUAUUCUUUCAUAACAGGAAUAAUUUUUAUUUAAACAUUGCUAGCAUUCUUUUAAUGUACAUCGUGAUAUUAGUCGUAUGCUUUCUUGGGCAUUUAUGUUUAAUUUUGUACAUACGUUUAUUUUUCUUUUAUCAUUUUGAUGUAUUUGUAAAACAAUUAGCAAUUAUUUUUGUUUUUCCCAAUAGAAAGUGCUGUUGAAAUAAAGAUGGAUUGGAUUGCAAAUGCUUACACCUUUA